AUGCGCACAGCUCCACAUGGCUCCAAGAUGGCCGACGCGGCGUCCGGCGGCUCCGGCACGCGCCCUGGCAGCAAGCAGGCUGGCACCCCGGCCGACAACUACCACCUGGCCCGGCGGCGGACGCUGCAGGUCGUGGUGAGCUCCCUGCUCACCGAGGCGGGAUUCGAGAGCGCCGAGAAGGCGGCGGUGGAGACGCUCACCGAGAUGAUCCAGAGCUAUAUCUCAGAAAUUGGAAGGAGUGCCAAGUCCUACUGUGAGCACACAGCCAGGACCCAGCCCACGCUCUCGGAUAUCGUGGUUACUCUGGUGGAAAUGGGGUUCAAUGUUGAAACCCUUCCUGCAUAUGCCAAGCGCUCCCAGAGGAUGGUCAUCACUGCCCCUCCUGUGACAAACCAGCCCGUGACCCCCAAGGCCCUGACAGCUGGACAGAACAAGCCUCACCCCUCCCACAUUCCUGGUCAUUUCCCUGAGUUCCCCGAUCCCCACACUUACAUCAAGACGCCGACGUACCGGGAGCCCGUGUCCGACUACCAGGUGCUGCGGGAGAAGGCGGCUUCCCAACGGCGGGACGUGGAGAGGGCCCUCACCCGCUUCAUGGCCAAGACAGGGGAGACCCAGAGCCUCUUCAAGGAUGACGUCAGCACGUUCCCACUGAUUGCUGCCAGGCCUUUCACUGUCCCCUACCUGACAGCUCUUCUCCCCUCUGAGCUGGAGAUGCAGCAGAUGGAAGAGACGGAUUCGUCGGAGCAGGACGACCAGACGGACACCGAGAACCUCCCUCUGCACAUGAGCACGGAUGAUUCAGGACCUGAGAAGGAAAACGCCUCAGUGUUACAGCAGAACACCUCCCUGGCAGGCAGCAGGAAUGGGGAGGAGAACGUGAUAGACAAUCCCUACCUCCGGCCAGUGAAAAAGCCCAAAAUCCGCAGGAAGAAGUGAGGUGGGGCUGGAGUUCCUCUGGCUGCUCAGAGAAGGAGGGUUCAGGAGAGGCAAUCCAACUGAGUGGCCCAGGAAUGGUCUCUGCAGAGUGAACUCCACUCUCAUCCUGGUUUCCAGUGCUCCCUCUUCCGCUUUGCUCUCCUGCUGCCUUGGAAUGGCCGAUGGGCAGUUGUCCUAAAGGCACUGAAGGGAUCACAGGUGGGAUUGUCUGGGAGGACUGGGCUUUGUUUCCACUGUGGGCAGGAUUGACUCUCUGAAGAGCUGGGGGACAGCAGGGUUGGAGCUGGGGCACAGCAGGUUUUUCCUGCUGCCCUGCAGGCUCUGCAGAACACAAAGGCAUCACUGGUGCGUGGCUGCCUGGCAGGCAGGAAAGGAAACUUUUGCCAUCAACCCUGCCAGGCUUUAAUUCUGAGGAAUGUGUAUUAACAGAGACAGAAGAAACCCAGGGAGGUUUCUUACUUUGCAUUCUUGGCAGGUAAAAACAAACAGACUUUUCUUUUAUAAACUCAAGGUGUCUGAUGUGUCAGCAAGGAGUGAAGUGUAAAUACAGAGCUAAGUUGGCAUUUUAUUCUCACUUUGCUGACUGCAGCUGCACUUGGGACUUAAAAGCUCUUAAGUGUGGUGUUUACCCUGCCCUGCUUUGAGAUCACUUUCCAGCAGAAGGACUGGCAACAUUUCACAGCUGCUUCAGGCUGCUUUUCAGUUCUGUUGUUGCUUUCAACUCAGCACAAGCCCUUGGAGAGUUCACGCCUUCACCAGUUGUUUUGGAACUUGGAAUAUGGAAUAAAGCUGCAUUGAUUGCAGGCUGCAAGGCUGUGCUAGUGAUCACAUUUCUUUCAUUUUAUCCAUUCUCAAAUAUGUGCUUUUAUCAACAGAAGUUCCUCUUUUUUCACCCUUUUAUUUCCCCUGAGCAGAAGACUUUAUUUCAGCAGUGAAAAUGGCUGAUGAGGGGAGUGUUGUAAUUAUGAGCUGAUUCUGGAGGGCUUUGCUUUAAUUUUCCUUCAACAUUUUCUUAGGGAAAAUACUGGAAAUUUUUUUGACAAAAGACUCCUGUGGUUUGGUCCAGUCUCCCAAGGAUCCCCAGGUGUUCAUGUUCACCUCUAUGCAGUUAGAGGAUCCUCCCAGGCUUCCCUCUUCCCCCAUCACCCAGGGAGGAGGAAAAGGGAAUAAUUAUUUCAGUGAGAAUGGAGGUGUUUCUGACAGACAGUCUGAAAUUAGAUCUCUCAAAAAUCCUCUGCGUGUGCCAUUGUCACUUCUGCUGGUGCCUUGGUUGUACAGAAUGACAGGUGUACAGAGACAUUGUGUAUUUAUGUAUAUAUCAAAAGUUCUAUCUUUUUUUACUCGGAUUAAGCUUUUUUCGCAAUGAGAAAAUCCCUCGCUGGGGAGGGGAAAGAAGUAGAAUGAAAAUUGUAAUUUUUAUGUUCGUAAUAAAAGAAAUUUUAUCUCCUGAGACCAAAA
This is a messenger RNA of Pseudopipra pipra, 2397 nucleotides long. RefSeq names its product TATA-box binding protein associated factor 8 (gene TAF8). The transcript has 8 exons. Gene Ontology annotation, cellular component: transcription factor TFIID complex. Gene Ontology annotation, molecular function: protein heterodimerization activity. Gene Ontology annotation, biological process: transcription initiation at RNA polymerase II promoter. Lineage: Eukaryota; Metazoa; Chordata; Aves; Passeriformes; Pipridae. Bases 1 to 939 code for a protein of 312 amino acids. The record is from RefSeq and is a predicted model, not a curated record.